ACCCAUCAUCAUCAACCACUACUUUGCCAAGAAGUUUGCAUCGUCGUGGAUGUUGGGCAAUGUUGUUUCUAUCAUCACCAACCUCGCAGUCCACAGGCUGUUUGCCUUCCAACGCCUUAUCGCCAACGCCAUAUUCGAGCGACUCGUAUGUGCUCUCGCUUGCUCUACAUACGCCUGAGCCCUCGGAUGCCUGUUGCCUGCCGCCCAAGCCACCGGAGCCCAACACCCUCGUGCCCUUGGUGCCUACAACUUGAAACCAAGUGCCCAGCACCCCAGUGCUUGCGUCUUUCUACUUGGCGCCUAGCACCCAAAUCAUGCACGAUGCCCAGUGCCUGCCACCUAUUACCCAUUGCCCGGUGCCCAAAACCCUCGCCGCACCAACCUGUGUCUCGCCCAAUAUGCCUAAGCUUGUUGCCUCUCCUUUGCAUCGCCAAAGUUACUACUCUACUUGGUGCUUGCCUCGCUGCCCAUGGCAUCUAUUGCUUGGCCACCACUCGCGCCCUCACUGGAGGUGCCCAGUGUCGAAUUGCUACCACGACACCGCUGCCUCGUUGUCUAUUGCGCCACCUUCCUAGCCGCUGCUCAUGCCCUCGCCCACGACCCCUAGAAUUGGCUCCUCACUUCUCUGACCUAUCUCACUCUUUUCUUUUCACCCCAAAGGUGUAUGAAGAGUCUCUUUAG
Molecule: messenger RNA, 681 nt
Organism: Ilex paraguariensis (yerba mate)
Lineage: Eukaryota; Viridiplantae; Streptophyta; Magnoliopsida; Aquifoliales; Aquifoliaceae
Source: the annotation of a GenBank genome assembly